Molecule: messenger RNA, 831 nt
Organism: Eremothecium gossypii ATCC 10895
Lineage: Eukaryota; Fungi; Ascomycota; Saccharomycetes; Saccharomycetales; Saccharomycetaceae
Gene: ASF1
Product: nucleosome assembly factor ASF1
Exons: 1
Coding region: 1-831 (276 amino acids)
Biological process (GO): nucleosome assembly; nucleosome disassembly; DNA replication-dependent chromatin assembly
Cellular component (GO): nucleus
Molecular function (GO): histone binding
Source: RefSeq, marked provisional
AUGUCAAUUGUGAGUCUCUUGGGGGUGAAGGUGGUCAACAACCCUGCCAAGUUCACCGAUCCGUACGAAUUCGAGAUCACGUUUGAGUGCUUGGAGCCCCUGAAGCACGAUCUGGAGUGGAAGCUGACAUAUGUGGGGUCAUCGCGGUCGCUGGAGCAUGACCAGGAGUUGGACUCGAUCCUGGUGGGGCCGAUCCCGGUGGGUGUGAACAAGUUUUUGUUCACGGCGGAUCCGCCGUCUGCGGAGCUGAUUCCCGCGAGCGAGCUGGUGAGCGUCACGGUGAUCCUAUUGUCGUGCUCGUACGACGGGCGCGAGUUCGUGAGGGUGGGGUACUAUGUGAACAACGAGUACGACACAGAGGAGCUGCGCAACGAUCCUCCGCAGAAGGUGCAGGUGGACCACGUUGUGCGGAACAUCCUGGCCGAGAAACCACGUGUCACGCGGUUCAACAUUGUAUGGGAUAACGAGGCCGAGGACGAGUACCCUCCGGAGCAGCCGGGCGUUGACGACGAGGAGGUGGACGACGAGGACGAGGACGAGGACGAGGACGAGGAGGGCGCGGACGAGGAGGGCGCGGACGAGGAGGGCGCCAGCGACGGCCCCGACGCCAAGAAGCGCAAGGUCCAGACCGAGGACGAGGAGGACGAUGAAGCGGAGGAGAUAGAUCUGGAGGCCGAGGAGGAAGAAGACGAGGACGAGGAGGACGAGGACGGCGACGAGGCCGAGGAAGUAGACGAAGAAGAGGAGGAUGACGACGGCGAACCGGUCGGCGCCAGCGAAGGGGGGGCAGACACAGUACCUACCCCGCAGGAUACUACCGAGUCUAAGUAA